AUGGCAGUGGAUCACGUGAUGCGCAUCACGAUGAUAUGGUGCCAUGCCCUUAGCGUUAAUCGCACUACUGAUUCUAUCUCCUGUGGCCAUUUUGCAAACCAUCUUGAGAAGAAACGAAUACAUGUGCAAGAGCAUGCUUUUGUUCCCACUCAUACUUGUAAAUGGGAUUUCAUUGAUUCCAAUCGUUUCCUCAACCUCUUCCGCAUGGGUAUCAAACCAUUUCUGUGUGAAAUUUUGACUCUUAUCGGUUUCGGUGAAUCCGGGAGAGGUGUUGACAUAACUCAGGGUCUGAGUGUGGAUACCCUGACGGAGUUGAUGGACAAGAAGCCUGAUUUGGCUGAACGUCUGGCUGCGCAUCUUCCGCCCAUCGAUCCCGAAGAUCAGCAGCUCACCCCCACCCAGGCUGUCAUCACCAACAUCCGUUCACCCCAGUUUAAGUAUGCUCUAAAGUCUUUUUCGGAAGCCUUAGAAUCAGGUCAACUGGGUCCAGCUCUUUCCAAAUUCGGUCUCGAUGAAGAAGUCAUCAAGUCCGCUGACACUGGCGAUUUGGAGGUGUUCGCUUCUGCGUUGCAGAAAUCUCUAGGUACCGAAAAGCAGCAACCUGAAUCGACUGCUACCUCGAUCGGCGAAACUACAAAUAAACCGGAAGACGACGGCGGGGCCGACGAAAAGGACGAUGAAGGAGGGGAAAAGAUGGACACCACUUAG
Hydatigera taeniaeformis is the source of this 708-nucleotide messenger RNA. NCBI's taxonomy places the organism in Eukaryota, Metazoa, Platyhelminthes, Cestoda, Cyclophyllidea, Taeniidae. The record is from the annotation of a GenBank genome assembly.